GGUAUUGGGUGGAGCCAAUCGGAUCCUAGGGGGCGGAGCAACGCGAAUAUCAAAACCAAUAGGAAGUAUCAGCUCCUGCAAUGGCGGAGACGGUGAAUUCCUGCACCAGCAGCGACUCGGAAACAGAAGGGACCCCCAGGAAGCCCCUUCACAAGCGCCGCCGCCUUUUCACAGAUAUCCCCGUCGUCCCUGUCUAUUCGAACAAGGUUCAGAACAGCCUACAAUUGUUGCAAAAUUCUCUGAAGCUUCCUGUUCAAGUUGAAGAGCUUUGUUGUGAGCCCCAGGUCCUUAGCUCAUCAGAAGAGGAAGAGAAAGAGAAAGAGAAAAAGAGAGCUCCUGUAAAACGUCAAGAUCUUUCACCUUCACCGUCACCUUCCCCUCCACCUCCACCACAGCAAAAGAAAAAGCAUGACAAAGCCCACAGAAUUUUUGAUCAGAGUCUCAGAAAUCUGACCACCUCCCUCUUAGCUGCUAAGAAGAUCUUGCAGGAUGAAGGGUCAGGAUCUGAUGAGGAUGCCGUGAUUGUGGUCGACUCAUUUGAGCCCCAAGAGCUGAUGCUGAAAGUCCGAUGUCGAGCUGAUCUCUACAGAGUCUGUGUUCAAAUGACAGAUCCUCUUCGGCGAGUGGUUGAGCACAUGGCACAGAUCCUGAAGGUUCAUCCGAACAGAAUCCUUCUCCUGCAUCGAGAUUGUGAGCUUGCGGCUGAUGCUACUCCUGCUAAGUUGGGCCUUGGCGUUGCUGACAUCAUUGAUUGUAUAGUGGAGGCCAGUAGCAAAUGGGCUGAUGACUCUGGAAACCUGCUGCUCCGAGUACAAGGAAAAGACAAAAGUUCUACAAUGGAGAUUACUGUCCAGAAGGGGGAGCCCUUGGGAGCCCUUAUGAAUUACUACAGACAAGCUCAAGGUCUCGGCAGAUGCAAACUUGUCUUCCACUUUGAUGGGCAGCGUUUAGCAGAAACUCUGACCCCUGAACAAUUGGGGAUGGAGUCUGGUGAUGUUAUUGAAGUUUGGAACUAGCAUCGUGGCACCUCUUCAAAGGAUAUAUGCCUGGACUUUUUUUUGUGUGUGCUAUCUACCCACUCGGAGAGACUUACCCGUGUCCUGCUUUCCCUAAUUUAACUUUCACUGUGACUGAUGUCCGGAACCAAGUGGGAAGCAGCAGCCUAACUUGUAUAGGAAAUAAGCAUGGGACGCUUUCCAUUUCCCGGUAUGCGAUAUUUGGAAUAUUUAAUAAAGUCAAGCUUUGCUACUGGUCCUGUUGCUUGGAGACAAACUUUGUAAUGGAGUAAUGAUGGAUAUUAACAGAUCACUAUAUUUUCAAUAACUCUACUUCAUAUGAUGAUGAUGAUAAUAAUAUGGAUAAUAAUAAGAAUAACAAAGCAGUGCAAUCUCUAUAUUAUAUUUUCUUACUUACCUUUCCAUGGUAGUGACAAUUAGGUUUCCUAAGAAUACUCAGGUACAAUUAGAAAAUUGUAGACUUCUUCAUCUUUGCCAGAUUCUUCUGUAUAUCUGGCUUUUCUGUCUCAGAUACAUAGAAAUGUAUAUCCUAUCUAGGUGCCCUCUGUAUAUUUUGAAUUUCUCAUAAUCCCCAAGCAUGGUGAUUUGAAGUCCAACACAGCUGGAGAGUAUAUCAAGUCUCAUUGCGUAUAGCUCAUAUCCUAGUGACUCCAGGGGUAUACCCAUGUGUUUUUCUUGGCAGCAGUAUGGAAGUGGUUUACCAUUGUCUUAUGCUGAUUUUUUUUUUCCCAGUUUAGUCACUGAACCCUGGUAUUUUUUGGUAGAUUCCCAAAGAAAUGCUAAUCAGGCCUGACCAUACUUGGCUUGUCAAUAAAGUUGACUAGGUGCUAGCCUCCAACUAGGCAGGUGGAAAAUACUGAACUGGAAAAGAUAUGGUUGUGCUCAGUGUCUGUGCAUAGGGAUUGGUGUGGUGUUCUUCAAUAAAGCAGCUGACAUUUUUUAAAGAAAGGCAAA
This is a messenger RNA of Python bivittatus (Burmese python), 1970 nucleotides long. RefSeq names its product nuclear factor of activated T cells 2 interacting protein (gene NFATC2IP). The record is from RefSeq and is a predicted model, not a curated record. Gene Ontology annotation, biological process: cytokine production; positive regulation of transcription by RNA polymerase II. NCBI's taxonomy places the organism in Eukaryota, Metazoa, Chordata, Lepidosauria, Squamata, Pythonidae. Gene Ontology annotation, molecular function: protein binding.